CACAUGCAUUGAGGGAAACACACUUGCACACACACACAUUCACAGAGUAGUAGCAGCCGCAUUUUCACAGCCCGCUCUUCAGACUGACAGCAGCAUACGGAGUUGAGAGCCAGCACGACAGAGCGAAGCAGAAAGAGGGCUGGAAACAAGAAGAGAGGAAAGGAGAGGAGAAUUACACGGGAUUUGCCUUUUUUUUUCUCUUCUAGCUUUUUGGGAGCCAUAAAAAGAAUCUCCUCUGUGCUCCUCUUGAACUGAACUUGCACUGCUGCAGGACCUGCACCCUGCUAUGGCAGCCCUGAUGGGACAUGGGAACACUGUUUCCCUCUCAUCUUCCUCCUCUCAUCAUUGGACUAUCUUCCUCUGGGGUCUGUUAACCCUAUUAAUUCAAGUCCAGUGCUUUAACCUGGAUACUACUCACACACUGCAUAAGUUAGGAGACCGUGGCACUUUUUUUGGUUUCUCUCUUGCACUUCACCAACAGCUUACUCCAGAACCUCAGAGCUGGAUCCUGGUGGGGGCGCCACAGGCAGCAGGUCAGGGCCUUUUGAGAGGCAGUCGACCGGGAGCCUUAUUCAGGUGUCCAAUCACACCAGAGGAGUAUGACUGUGAGAGGGUUGACAUUGAUGGAGAUGUGAAUCUUGACAGAGAGAGAAAAGACAACCAGUGGCUGGGAGUGACAGUCAAGAGUCAGGGGAUUGGAGGCAAGGUGGUGACUUGCGCUCACCUGUACGAGCUGAGACAACGUGUGAGUCAACCUUCAGAGACUCGUGACCCCAUUGGGCGCUGCUACGUCCUAAGUGAAGACCUGACAGAGCGAGAUGACCUGGAUGGAGGGGAAUGGAAGUUCUGUGAGGGUCGACCGCAGGGACAUGAACAGUUUGGGUUCUGUCAGCAGGGCCUGUCUGUCAGUUUUACUCCAGACAACAACUACAUACUGUUUGGAGCUCCAGGAACAUACAACUGGAAAGGUGAGAUGCGGGUCCAGCUCCUAAACCAGACUCUGCUUGACCUCAGUUUCUUUGAUGAUGGACCGUAUGAGGUGGCAGAUCAGAAACAACUUAAUGCCCAGCUCAUCCCUGUGCCCUACCACAGUUACCUGGGGUUUUCUGUAGACUCUGCCAUGGGGAUAAUGAACCUCGGGGAGCUGACCUUUGUGGCUGGUGCACCUCGGGCCAAUCACACAGGGGCUGUAGUGUUGCUGAAGAAGGACAAUGUAUACAGACUGGUGCCUGAGCACAUCUUCUGGGGAGAGGAACUGGCAUCCUCAUUUGGAUACUCGGUGGCCACCACGGAUCUCAAUAAUGAUGGCUGGACAGACCUAGUUGUUGGAGCUCCUAACUUUUUUGAUCGUAAAGCAGAGAUCGGUGGAGCUGUUUACGUGUAUUUAAACCCAUUUGGUCACUGGGAUGAUCAGGCUCGACCCAUCCGUCUCAAUGGGACAUAUGACUCCAUGUUUGGGAUGACAGUCAGCAGCAUUGGAGAUCUGGACCAGGAUGGAUACGGAGAUAUUGCUGUAGGAGCCCCAUUUGAUGGAGAUGGAAAAGUUUUCAUCUACAGAGGCUCAGAUGCUGGAAUUGAGACUAAACCUGCUCAGGUUUUAGAUGGCCGUGAUUUUGAUGUGCAUCGUUUUGGAUACUCCAUCUCGGGUGGUUUGGAUGUUGACAACAACCAGUAUCCAGAUGUGGCAGUUGGCUCUCUUAAUGAUUCAGUAGUUAUUUUCAGGUCUCGGCCGGUCAUCCAUGUGGUCAGAGAGAUAUCAAUUGACCCUCAAUACAUUGAUUUGGAGAACUUCAACUGCAAGGGUGGGGAGGGAGUCUGUGUGGAGGUCAAAGCCUGCUUCACCUUCACAGCCCACCCAGUGCACUACUCACCACACAUUACCCUUGUAGUGCACUUUGAAGCUGACACAGAGCGCAGGAAACUGGGUCUCCCACACCGUGUUAACUUCCUGGGCCGUAGCUCACUGGAGCCUGAGUACACACAGACUGAAGAAGUGGAGCUGCAUCGGCAGCGCCAUGCUGCAUGCACUACUGCUGUCUUUCAGCUCCAUGACAACAUCCGAGACAAACUGCGUCCCAUAUCACUGGCGAUAACUCAUACCAUCAAGCCUGUGCCACCACACAGACACUCUGCCAAGAGACUAGAGAGGCUGCCACCAAUACUGAAUAUCUCUCCCUCAAAUACACUGUACUCUGAGGUGAACUUCCUGAGAGAAGGAUGUGGCAGCGACAAAAUCUGCCAGAGCAACCUGAAGCUACGCUACCAGUUUGGAACUCGACUUUUGAACUCCGACCUCUUCACCCCUCUGCCAAAAAAUGAGGAUAAUGUGCAGGUGUUUUCUCUGAAAGACCAGAAGCUAGUGGUGCUUCAAAUCACCGUCACCAACAUGCCCUCUGAUCCUCUUUACCCUGAGGAGGAUGGUGAUGAUGCUCAUGCUGCUCAGCUGCUGAUCUCUCUUCCAAACACACUGUCAUAUGCUGGCUCUAGGAUCCCAUCACAGAUGAGAUGCCAAGCAAACCAAAACGGAUCCCAAAUUGAAUGUGAUUUGGGAAACCCUGUCAAACGGAAUACAAAGCUGAAGUUCUCCAUAAACUUGAGCACAUCUAACAUUACCAUCGAGACCACUGAGUUGACAGCAGAUCUCCUUCUGACAACUAUCAGUGAGCAGCCUGACUUGCAGCCCAUCAAAUCUUAUGCUAAAGUUGUGAUAGAGCUCCCUCUCUCUGUCAGUGGACUGGCUCGACCUCAUCAGCUGUUCUUCAGUGGGACUGUGAGGGGAGAGAGUGCCAUGACAAGCCUGGAGGACAUAGGCAGCCCUGUGGACUUUGAGUUUGUGGUUGCAAAUCCUGGGAAAGCUCUCCAGACAUUUGGUUCUGCUUUCCUCAACAUCAUGUGGCCUUAUGGGCUGGCCAAUGAGAAAUGGCUUCUGUAUCCUGCUAGCUUGACAUUUGAGGGACACCCAGACACACACUGCACCCCCAUGGGAGCCUUGAAUCCUCUGAAGUUACAGAGAUCCUCACCCACGGAGCUUCCACCUGCUAACCAGGUGCUGGGGAGAACACGUCGAUCUCAUUCGGAGGAAGAAGGACAGGUGAUGACCAAAGGUAGCGUGGGACCAAACACACCAGCCGUGGCAGCUUCAGAGAGACGAAAAUCACUUAAACUGGAUUGCCUGCUUGGGUCGGCACGCUGUCGGCUGUUCCAGUGUCCUCUCCACAGCUUCUCUGGUCAGGCUGUCCUCAAGAUCCAUGCCAGGUUAUGGAACAGCAGUUUCAUUGAGGAGUUUCCAACAGUUAGUGCUCUUGAGCUGCUGGUCAGAGCCAACAUCACUGUGAAGUCCAGCGUCAAGCACCUGGUCCUGAGAGAUGCAGCAGCACAGAUUCCAGUUAUGAUCUAUCCUGAGCCUGGUCUUGCUGACCAGUACUGGAUCCCCUGGUGGAUCAUCCUUAUAGCCAUCCUGGCCGGCAUCCUGCUGCUGACUCUACUCGUCUGCAUAUUGUGGAAGUGUGGCUUCUUCCAACGUGCCCACUACAAAGACAAGCUGCCUCAGUACCAUGCGGUAAAGAUUCCUCGUGAGGACCGGCCACAGUUCCAGACUGAGAAGUCAGGAAAUGUCCAUAAAAAGGAAUGGGCCACACACUGGAGUGAUGGGACCUUGUAACUUGCUUUGAAGCACUGCCUAACUUAAACAAUUCACCAUGUGUGACACUCAUUCUGUCUUUGCAUUGGAACUCGGUAAAUGUGCACAAAGACUGGGAUCAUAACAUUUUGUGCACACUUCAUGGUCAGCAGAUGCAUAUUGGUGGCCUGUGACUGGGAUCCGUAAUACCUUCUGACAGCCGGCCCCAGUCUGCUUAUGCUUUGUGUCUACUGGGUUUCAUAUAUGUACGGUAAAUACCGAGGCCAAAAACAAAAUUAGAAUCAGUAUAGCUAAUCGAUAUCUUUCACAUACAGCACAGGGAGUUUUGACUCUUCGUCUGUAAUCAGUUUUGACAGGCAGAUCAAAAAGGGACUGAAAAUCCAAGGCAUGCUAUGAAUGCACAAACUUACAAUACAUUACUAGAUGCAUACAGACAUACUGGUUUACAUAGACAGUGUGUGACAGACUACUUUUUGCCUUAACUACUGUGAGACUGAUGGCUGGUUUGGGGAGAAAAUGAAAAAAAGAAAAAAAAAAAAAAAGAAAACCACACACACACACACACACACACACACA
Messenger RNA from Melanotaenia boesemani (Boeseman's rainbowfish), 4216 nucleotides. RefSeq names its product integrin, alpha 7 (gene itga7). NCBI's taxonomy places the organism in Eukaryota, Metazoa, Chordata, Actinopteri, Atheriniformes, Melanotaeniidae. Gene Ontology annotation, cellular component: integrin complex; external side of plasma membrane. Gene Ontology annotation, molecular function: integrin binding. The transcript is spliced from 25 exons. Gene Ontology annotation, biological process: cell-matrix adhesion; cell adhesion mediated by integrin; integrin-mediated signaling pathway. Bases 287 to 3661 code for a protein of 1124 amino acids. The record is from RefSeq and is a predicted model, not a curated record.